CCGUGUGUAUGCGUGCUCUGCCAGUGCUCUGGAACGACGCGUUGGGCGCCUAAGCCCUGCGCGUGCUGGGGGAGCGGGGCGCUCCCGGGCGCCUGCUUGCAAACGUCAGGCGCUCGCUGGGGCAGCUCCGGGAGCGGGUCCUUCUUGCCCGGGCGGCGGCGGCGGCGGCUCCUCGGUUCAUGUUUUUAUCCCGUUUUUUGGUAAAGAUGGCAGCCAACAAUGCAGUGCUGAACAGACUGGAGCAGAAGGGUGCAGAGGCUGAUCAAGUUAUUGAGUACCUCAAGCAGCAACUUGCCCUGCUCAAGGAAAAAGCCAUCUUGCAAGCAUCUCUUCGAGAAGAGAAGAAGCUCCGUGUAGAAAAUGCUAAACUGAAGAAAGAAAUUGAAGGGCUGAAACAGGAGCUGAUUCAGGCUGAAAUUCGAAAUGGAGUAAAGCAGGUUGCAGUUCCUACUGGUACAACCCUUUCUACAGCUUCGUUUUCAGAGAAUGUUCCACAACCUACAGCAGUUACAGCAUCUUCUGGUUCCAAAGAUCAAAUUAAAGGUGAAGAUGAAGAAAAGAAAAAGAAAGAAAAAGUAGAAAAAAAAGGUGAAAAGAAGGAGAAGAAACAGCAGCCAGCUGCUGGAAGUAGCGAUGCGAAACCUGUAGAUGUUUCUCGUCUGGAUCUUCGUGUUGGCUGCAUUAUUACUGCUGAAAAGCAUCCAGAUGCAGACACUCUGUAUGUUGAACAAGUGGAUGUUGGUGAAGCAAGCCCAAGGACUGUUGUCAGCGGUUUAGUGAAACAUGUUCCUCUGGAUAAGAUGCAGAAUCGGAUGGCAGUGCUACUCUGUAACUUGAAGCCUGCAAAGAUGAGAGGAGUAGUAUCUCAAGCAAUGGUGAUGUGUGCCAGCUCCCCAGAAAAAGUGGAAAUUCUGGCUCCUCCAUCUGGAGCGGUACCUGGGGACAGAAUCACUUUUGAAGGUUUUCCUGGAGAUCCUGAGAAGGAACUUAAUCCAAAGAAGAAGAUUUGGGAGCAAAUCCAACCUGAUCUUCAUACCAAUGACCAGUGUGUUGCUACAUACAAAGGAGUUCCAUUUGAAGUGAGAGGGAAAGGAGUAUGCCGGGCAGAGACCAUGGCAAACAGCGGAAUCAAAUAAAUAAAUAAAUGGUUAUUAGAAACUUGUACAGAUGUUGAAAUAGAAAGUGAUGCAAGCAGAAUAAAAAACAUUAAAUGUAUGGCUAAGACCUGGGUUUUUUUUGAUUUCUUUUCCAUAAUAUGUUACAUCUCCAACAUUUUGACAAUUCACUCGUUCACUUGGCUUGCUGUCCUUGAGGUUGUGUGCUGUCAGCAGUUAUUAACCACUCAGUGCUCGUAACUUAAUUGCCAAGGCUUGUUUGUGGUGGGACCACAGGCAGGCAAGUAAAUUUUCUGGACAGCUUGAAGGUGUAGAACUUCUAUUUAGCAAGAGCUAAAGGAAAUAAGGAAAAUAUUCUGCCGUGUUCCUUGUGUGCUAAUUGCAGGACUAGCAGCUGGUUAGUAAAGAUCACAAUUGUCUUUAUUCUUCUAGUCACUUUGUACUAGUUUCUCUCCUCUUCUUCCAAGCAGUUUUCAGGUGUAUUGUAAGCCUCUGCUACUUUGUUCUUGCCUGUGUUCUUUCUGUGGUCUGCAGUCAGUUGUAACUGGAAGAUUAAACUAUGGUAGUUUAUGCCCUAGGAUGUUCAAGUGGACACAUUUUCAUGUCCCCAGAACUAAACUGUUAUAAUUUCAUUAAGAUCAAAGCUGCCACUUUGCUAGAAUAGUUCUUUUUCUAGUCCACCUAGGUAUAUCCUUCCAAACCAGUCGGUAGGACUAAGAAAUAAUUAAUAACAGAUUCCUGGAGCUAAUAAAAAAUAAAAAAAACCCUCAAACCCCAUAAGACCAGCCUGCAAAAAAACCCAAAAAGCAACCAAACCAAAAAAAAAUCUGUUUCCAGUGCUCAAACAGGUAUAAAAUGAAUUGAUUUUUUGGUUUGGUUUUAAUGUGCUUUUAUGCAAUGAUGUUUUGUACAAAAAGUGCUUUGGUUUUAACAGAAAUAGCUUCUUCAAUUUUUAGAGUUAGAAUUAUUUCAUAGUAAUGUUGUACAAGUAGUCCUGUUGCUAGGCUAUUAGCCUCAAAAUCAUUCUUUUAAUUCCUUACUUUCAGUAAUAUGAAAAUAAAUAUUUUGGAUCCAUUUUCAAUAACUUUUAAGUAGCUAUAUAGAGAUAAUUCAGAUAUUUUUGCAUAUAAUAUUAAAUUGUUGCUGUACAACCAUUGAAACAGUAAAUACUAUUUUAAAUACUAAAAUUAAAAACAAACUUGAGCCUUUCUAAAUUUUGCAGGCUUUGAACUUCAUCCAGUAAGUGGAGAGAAAACAAAAUGACAGUGAUAUAAAAUUAAAAGGAACAUGCAUAAAGAGGAUAUGAACAGAUUUUCUUUUUGAAUGAGUUUUGUUUGUGCCUGUAAACUUUUAGUUUUUCAUGCAUCUGGCAAUAAGUAAUAGUAAUUAGUUCUUUUAAAUGUGCUGAAUAGUAUUAAGCACAUGGAAGCCAUUUUAUCUGCCUUGUAAACUGUAUAUGCUAUAAUGUCUUAUUAAAUAAAAUCAUUGUAGUUCAAGAA
Messenger RNA from Camarhynchus parvulus, 2614 nucleotides. RefSeq names its product aminoacyl tRNA synthetase complex interacting multifunctional protein 1 (gene AIMP1). The transcript is spliced from 7 exons. The record is from RefSeq and is a predicted model, not a curated record. Gene Ontology annotation, molecular function: tRNA binding. The coding region runs from base 180 to 1136 and encodes 318 amino acids. Lineage: Eukaryota; Metazoa; Chordata; Aves; Passeriformes; Thraupidae.